Messenger RNA from Teleopsis dalmanni, 691 nucleotides. RefSeq lists its product as uncharacterized. Gene Ontology annotation, molecular function: GTP binding; GTPase activity. The annotation marks the transcript as partial. The record is from RefSeq and is a predicted model, not a curated record. Lineage: Eukaryota; Metazoa; Arthropoda; Insecta; Diptera; Diopsidae. The transcript is spliced from 2 exons.
CAUACAUAGUUAAGCAAGGACACCGAACAAGAAGACCAGAUGAGAAUGCUGCCGACAACAAUGAACCGUUGCCGAAAUUGGUUCUGUGCGCGCAAUAAUAAUAACGACUAUGCUGAGGUUUCAAUUAAUGACGCAACUGCUUCCACACAUCAUGCUGUUGCAACACCAGAUUUCAUUAAAGAUCACCAACCAUCUACAGCGACUACCGCAACAACGGCUACUACAGCCACUACUGGUACGGGAGCUGGAACAGGCAUUAUUGGCGGUGGCGGUAAUGCACAUGUCGUCACUUUUCUCGAUGAUGUGCCGAGCGGCAAUAACGGCAUAGUUAGCACAACAAGUCGCAUAAUAACCAAUUCGGAAUUAAACGCUCAAGCAAUGGAUAACAAUUCGGAUGCUAUUGAGCCGAUGGACGAUUUUGCAUGUACUUCCGGUUCAUUGCUGUGUGAUGAAAAUGCGCCAUCAUCGAAAAAUUGCUAUCGUCUGGUAAUGUUAGGCUCCUCACGUGUCGGCAAAUCAUCCAUUGUGGCCAGAUUUUUAGGCAAUCGGUAUGAAGAGGCAUACACACCCACCAUUGAGGAUUUUCACCGAAAAUUGUAUCGCAUACGUAAUGAAGUGUAUCAAUUGGAUAUAUUGGAUACAUCCGGUUAUCAUCCGUUUCCGGCUAUGCGACGUUUAUCAUUUAUGACUG